UGGAUUAGGACCUUGGAAUCUCAGCUGGAGGAGAUUGAAAAAGGCACAAGGGGGCAAGACGUGGGACAGCUGGAAAGCAUUGACUCGGCUAAUCUCCUGGGUGAGAAAAGGUACAGAAGAAACCAACACUGGGCUCUAAUCCUCACCUGGGAAGUGGCUGCCAUUUCAAGACUGCACAAGGCUUUACAAUCUAAGGACGGGCUCCAGCAGUUGGGAAAAUGUUUCCCGUUCCACAUUCAGAUCACAGCAGAGAGCUGAAUGCACCCGUCCAUGUGAUCAUAAGAGAAAUCGCAGGAGGAGAUGCUCCACAGCUCGACUUGGGAAAGAAGGUUAGCAUCCCUCAGGAUCUGAUGAUGGAGGAGCUCUCCCUGCCCAUAAACAGGGGAUCCAGGCUGUACCAGCAGAGGCAGAAGAGAGUGCAGCGCUUUGUGUUGGAGCACCCUGCAGGCUCCAGAAAGGCCUCAAAUAGAACCGCUGGAGGAGACUCGCACGCAACCUACAAUGAAGGUGGAACAACAGAAGGAUGGAUGUCUGUCCACAAUGCAGAGGGGAAGGAGAACGACGAGGCUGAGUUUCACCAGGCAGCCUCCGGAAAGGGGGCACCCCCCAAAGUGCCGAAGAAAACGAACAAAGUGCUGCAGAUGAGCAGAGCUCUGAACCCCGAUGCUCUUGCUCCAGGCUAUGCUGGACCCCUAAAGGAAGUGCCACCAGAGAAGUUCAACAGAACCGCCAUCCCCAAAGGCUACCAGUGUCCUUGGCGGGAGUUCCUCAGCCAUGAGGAUUACCACCUAGACAGUGAGAACUGCUUGCCAGAACUUCCCAGGAAAGUGAACAUUGUCGACCUUAGGAGCUUCAACAGGACUCCAACCCCAUUUGGUGGACUAUUGAAUGAUGUGCUCGUCGGAUUCCUUGACACGGCUGAAACUCAGGCAGAUGCCAUGAACAGCUUGGAGCUCAUGUCAAGCAGGCCCAGCUUUAAUAGAGCACCUCAGGGCUGGAUCCAGAUCAUGCCAGAGUCAGAGGAUCUGUAACUGUAACUUGAUGUAAUAUUGCUACCUCCCUCUUUCCAAAGUCAAUACACACUACUCUCCCAGUUUAGUAAAAUAUAAUAGCCUGAAGGCCAUUUAGCAUAGAAUAGAUAUUAUACUCACACACUGUAGAAGUAGGAAAAGUAGCUUCUGCUUGCUGCUAACCAUUACAUAUUACAUCCACCACAAUCUGUCUAAGGCCAUUAUUGUGUUCUUCGACCAUGCAACUAUAGCAUACUACACGCUUCAUAUUAGGAUGUUUUAUUUAAGGUACUUACAAGUGAUGCGAUAUCAGCUAUCAAGUCCAAA
Messenger RNA from Elgaria multicarinata webbii, 1337 nucleotides. RefSeq names its product myozenin 3 (gene MYOZ3). The coding region runs from base 219 to 1031 and encodes 270 amino acids. The transcript has 7 exons. Gene Ontology annotation, cellular component: Z disc; actin cytoskeleton. The record is from RefSeq and is a predicted model, not a curated record. Gene Ontology annotation, molecular function: FATZ binding; actin binding; telethonin binding. NCBI's taxonomy places the organism in Eukaryota, Metazoa, Chordata, Lepidosauria, Squamata, Anguidae.